CUUCUCCAUACCCUCUGUUUCCUACCAUUAUGUAGCAGAUGUGUAGCAAAUGUGUAGAUCCCGUGCAGUUCUUUUAACAGCUGGCGCAAGAAAAUAACUAUAAAUUGCAGUGGAAAUUGUAGACAAAAUGAUAGAAAUAACUUGCAACGAUCGACUGAGCAAGAAGGUGCGCGUCAAAUGCAAUCCGGACGACACUGUUGGAGACUUGAAGAAACUUAUAGCGGCACAGACGGGCACAAAGCACGAGAAGAUUGUCCUGAAGAAGUGGUACACAAUCUACAAGGAUCCCAUCCGCCUAUCUGAUUGUACGUCAUUGAAUAGUGCAUUUGCAUACCUGCAUUUGCAGGUCCUGGUUCGCCCAUCUCCCAGUCCUCCCUAGAUGGGAUUGAUACCUGGAAGGGCGUCGAGAGGUGA
Messenger RNA from Drosophila miranda, 414 nucleotides. Its product is annotated as ubiquitin-like protein 5. Gene Ontology annotation, molecular function: protein tag activity. Gene Ontology annotation, biological process: protein modification process; mRNA splicing, via spliceosome. Bases 128 to 379 code for a protein of 83 amino acids. The transcript has 2 exons. The record is from RefSeq and is a predicted model, not a curated record. Gene Ontology annotation, cellular component: cytoplasm; nucleus. Lineage: Eukaryota; Metazoa; Arthropoda; Insecta; Diptera; Drosophilidae.